AUGGGGGGCAGUGGGGACCCCCCGCUGCUGGGGGCGGGUGUCUGCGUGGGGGACCCGGUGCUGCGCACGGGGAAGCCGCUCUCGGUGGAGCUGGGUCCCGGCAUCAUGGGCUCCAUCUUCGACGGCAUCCAGCGCCCCUUGAAGGACAUCACGGAGCUCACCAAGACCAUCUACAUCCCGCGCGGCAUCAACAUCCCCGCGCUGGCCCGCGGCGUCUCCUGGGACUUUGCGCCCAGCAAACACGUCCGGGUCGGCAGCCACGUCACCGGCGGGGACAUCUACGGCGUCGUGACCGAGAACUCGCUCAUCCAGCACAAGAUCAUGGUGCCGCCGCGGAGCCGCGGCACCGUCACGCACAUCGCGCCGCCGGGCAACUACGACAUCUCGGACGUGGUGCUGGAGCUGGACUUCGAGGGCACCACGGAGAAGUUGACCAUGAUGCAGGUGUGGCCCGUGAGACAGACCCGGCCCGUGGCCGAGAAGCUCCCGGCCAACUACCCRCUGCUCACAGGCCAGAGGGUCCUGGACGCCCUUUUCCCGUGUGUCCAAGGUGGCACCACGGCCAUCCCAGGGGCCUUCGGCUGCGGCAAGACGGUCAUCUCGCAGUCGCUGUCCAAGUACUCCAACAGCGACGUGAUCGUGUACGUGGGCUGCGGCGAGCGGGGCAACGAGAUGUCCGAGGUGCUGCGGGACUUCCCGGAGCUCACCAUGGAGGUGGACGGGAGGACGGAGACCAUCAUGAAGCGCACGACGCUCGUGGCCAACACGUCCAACAUGCCCGUGGCUGCGCGCGAGGCCUCCAUCUACACGGGUGAGCUGGGCGCACUUGCUGACGGAUACGUGAUGUGCCUGUGGGACACGGGAYGGGAGAGGGGACAAGAGCGGGAUAUGGGACGGGCCCAUUCCCUGCGUCUCCCACAGGCCUCCCUGGCCGAGGCCGACAAGAUCACGCUGGAGGUGGCCAAGCUGCUCAAGGACGACUUCCUGCAGCAGAACGGCUACUCGCCCUACGACAGGUUUUGCCCCUUCUACAAGACGGUGGGAAUGCUCCACAACAUGGUGACCUUCUAYGAGCUGGCGCGGCACGCGGUGGAGGCCACGGCGCAGGCCGAGCACCGCGUCACCUGGGCCACCAUCCGCGAGAACCUGGGCGACAUCCUCUACAAGCUGAGCGCCAUGAAGUUCAAGGACCCGGUGAAGGACGGUGAGGCCAAGAUCAUGGCUGACUACGCCCAGCUCAAUGAGGAGAUGCAGGCGGCUUUCCGCAACCUGGGGGACUGA
This is a messenger RNA of Nothoprocta perdicaria, 1281 nucleotides long. RefSeq names its product V-type proton ATPase catalytic subunit A-like. Gene Ontology annotation, molecular function: proton-transporting ATPase activity, rotational mechanism; ATP binding. NCBI's taxonomy places the organism in Eukaryota, Metazoa, Chordata, Aves, Tinamiformes, Tinamidae. Gene Ontology annotation, cellular component: lysosomal membrane. The coding region runs from base 1 to 1281 and encodes 426 amino acids. Gene Ontology annotation, biological process: proton transmembrane transport; ATP metabolic process. The transcript is spliced from 9 exons. The record is from RefSeq and is a predicted model, not a curated record.